Messenger RNA from Neocloeon triangulifer, 6181 nucleotides. RefSeq names its product clathrin heavy chain (gene Chc). The coding region runs from base 155 to 5191 and encodes 1678 amino acids. Gene Ontology annotation, cellular component: cell cortex; clathrin-coated endocytic vesicle; clathrin coat of coated pit. The record is from RefSeq and is a predicted model, not a curated record. Lineage: Eukaryota; Metazoa; Arthropoda; Insecta; Ephemeroptera; Baetidae. The transcript has 15 exons. Gene Ontology annotation, biological process: intracellular protein transport; receptor-mediated endocytosis. Gene Ontology annotation, molecular function: clathrin light chain binding; structural molecule activity.
CGGCGGUCGCCAUGUUUGAUUGAGAUACACCACUGGAGCUGCGAGUUGGAUCCUCAAGAUACGACCGAAUUUGUCCCGUUUCUUUAUGCACUCUUGUAUGGAAACUGCAUGAAAGUUUAGCCGACGUGUCCGUGUGUCGAUUCCAAACGCCACAAUGACUCAAAUACUACCGAUUCGGUUCCAAGAGCACUUACAGCUCACCAACAUUGGCAUCAACCAGGCCAGUGUGAGCUUCAACACUCUGACCAUGGAGAGUGACAAGUUCAUCUGCGUGCGCGAGAAGGUGGGCGACACAGCCCAAGUGGUCAUCAUCGAUAUGCACGACCCCACCAACCCCAUUCGCAGACCCAUCUCCGCAGACUCUGCCAUCAUGAAUCCAGCGUCCAAAGUCAUUGCCUUAAAAGGCAAGGCCGGGGCCGAGGCUCAAAAAACGCUGCAAAUUUUCAACAUUGAAAUGAAGAGCAAAAUGAAGGCUCACACAAUGACUGAGGACGUCAUUUUCUGGAAGUGGAUCUCACUCAACACUUUAGCGCUCGUAACUGAGACGGCUGUUUUCCAUUGGAGCAUGGAAGGUGACUCCACUCCCCAGAAAAUGUUCGAUCGCCAUUCGAGCCUGAAUGGAUGCCAGAUCAUCAACUAUAGGACAGACGCCAAGCAGCAGUGGCUCCUGCUGAUUGGAAUCUCUGCCCAGCAAAACCGAGUGGUUGGCGCCAUGCAGUUGUACAGUGUAGAGAGAAAGUGCAGUCAGCCCAUUGAGGGCCACGCAGCCUCCUUUGCCCAGUUCAAAAUGGAGGGCAACCCUGAGUUGUCGACGUUGUUCUGCUUUGCUGUGAGAAGCACACAGGGCAGCAAGUUGCACAUCAUCGAAGUCGGCACCCCGCCCACUGGCAAUCAGCCUUUUGUGAAGAAAACUGUUGAUGUUUUCUUCCCACCAGAAGCGCAAAAUGAUUUCCCGGUUGCUAUGCAAGUUAGUCCAAAGUAUGACGUGAUUUACCUUAUCACCAAGUACGGCUACAUCCACAUGUACGACAUUGAGACUGCCACUUGCAUCUACAUGAACAGAAUCAGUGGAGACACUAUUUUUGUGACUGCCCCUCAUGAAGCCACUGGAGGAAUCAUUGGCGUCAACAGAAAGGGCCAAGUUCUCUCUGUGACUGUCGAAGAAGAAAACAUCAUUCCAUACAUCAACACCGUCCUGCAAAAUCCUGAUUUGGCUUUGCGAAUGGCAGUGAGAAACAAUCUGGCCGGAGCUGAAGACUUGUUUGUCCGCAAGUUCAACCUGCUAUUCCAAAAUGGACAGUAUUCUGAAGCAGCCAAGGUUGCCGCCAAUGCCCCUAAAGGAAUUCUUCGAACUCCGCAAACAAUCCAACGAUUCCAGCAAGUUCCAACACCUGCGGGUCAAACAUCUCCACUCCUUCAAUACUUUGGCAUUCUCUUAGAUCAGGGUCAACUGAACAAGUAUGAAAGUCUGGAGUUGUGCAGGCCUGUGUUGCAGCAGGGCAGGAAGCAUUUGAUGGAAAAGUGGCUAAAGGAGGACAAACUCGAGUGCUCAGAAGAGCUGGGCGAUCUCGUGAAACAGGCUGAUCCGACACUGGCCCUUUCUGUCUACCUGAGGGCCAAUGUACCUAACAAAGUCAUUCAGUGCUUCUCUGAAACUGGACAGUACCAGAAGAUUGUACUGUACGCCAAGAAGGUUGGCUACACACCCGACUACAUUUUCCUCCUGAGGAAUGUGAUGCGCGUCAAUGCUGACCAAGGAGUUCAGUUUGCACAGAUGCUGGUCCAAGAUGAUGAACCCUUGGCAGAUAUCAACCAGAUUGUGGAUAUUUUCAUGGAGCAGAAUAUGGUGCAGCAAUGCACUGCUUUCCUUUUGGACGCCCUGAAGAAUAACAGGCCUUCAGAAGGACCUCUGCAGACGAGGCUCCUGGAAAUGAACCUUAUGUCCGCUGCUCAGGUGGCAGAUGCCAUCUUGGGCAACAAUAUGUUCACCCACUAUGACCGCGCCCACAUCGCUCAACUUUGCGAGAAGGCUGGCUUGUUGCAGCGUGCGCUUGAACAUUACACGGAUUUGUAUGACAUUAAGAGAGCAGUUGUACACACUCAUCUGCUGAAUGCUGAGUGGUUGGUCACCUUCUUUGGCACCCUUUCUGUCGAGGACUCCUUAGAGUGCGUGAAAGCCAUGCUCACGGCUAACAUCCGUCAGAACCUGCAAGUCUGCAUUCAGAUCGCCACCAAGUACCACGAGCAGCUGACAACCAAGGCGCUGAUUGACCUGUUUGAGUCUUUCAAGAGCUACGAAGGGCUUUUUUACUUCCUUGGAUCCAUCGUCAACUUCAGCCAAGACCAGGAAGUGCAUUUCAAAUACAUCCAGGCUGCUUGCAAGACCGGCCAGAUCAAGGAAGUGGAGCGCAUUUGCCGUGAGAGCAACUGCUACAAUGCAGAGCGUGUCAAGAACUUCCUCAAGGAGGCCAAAUUGACUGACCAGCUGCCUCUGAUCAUUGUCUGCGAUCGCUUCGACUUUGUUCAUGAUCUUGUUCUCUACUUGUACCGCAACUCCUUGCAAAAGUACAUUGAGAUCUACGUCCAGAAAGUCAAUCCCUCUCGUCUGCCUGUAGUUGUUGGUGGACUCUUGGAUGUUGACUGCUCCGAGGACAUAAUCAAGAACCUCAUUCUUGUCGUACGAGGCCAGUUCUCCACUGAUGAACUUGUUGAAGAAGUUGAAAAGAGGAAUCGGCUGAAGUUGUUGCUUCCCUGGCUCGAGUCACGUGUCCAUGAAGGUUGCGUUGAGCCAGCAACGCACAAUGCUCUGGCCAAAAUCUACAUUGACAGCAACAAUAAUCCUGAACGGUUCCUGAGAGAGAACCAGUUUUAUGAUAGCCGCGUUGUGGGCAAGUACUGCGAAAAGAGAGACCCACACCUAGCCUGCGUGGCAUAUGAGAGAGGUCAGUGUGACCGAGAACUCAUCAAUGUGUGCAACGAGAACUCUCUUUUCAAGUCUGAGGCAAGAUACCUCGUCAAGCGCCGUGAUCAGGAAUUGUGGGCUGAGGUUUUGAACGAAAGCAAUCCUUUCAAGAGGCCACUCAUUGAUCAGGUGGUGCAAACAGCAUUGUCGGAAACGCAAGAUCCUGAAGACAUUUCAGUCACAGUCAAGGCUUUCAUGACUGCCGAUCUGCCAAACGAGCUUAUAGAGCUUUUGGAGAAGAUAGUCCUUGAUAAUUCAGUCUUUAGCGAUCACAGAAAUCUGCAGAACUUGCUGAUCUUGACCGCAAUCAAAGCAGACCGCACUCGUGUGAUGGAGUACAUAAAUAGGCUGGAUAAUUAUGAUGCCCCAGACAUAGCAAACAUAGCCAUCAACAACCAGCUGUAUGAAGAGGCUUUUGCCAUCUUUAAGAAGUUCGACGUCAACACCUCUGCCAUCCAGGUGCUCAUCGAUCAUGUUUCAAACUUGGACCGCGCCUACGAAUUUGCCGAACGAUGCAACGAACCUGCAGUUUGGAGUCAGCUGGCCAAGGCACAGUUGCAGCAGGGCCUCGUCAAGGAGGCCAUUGACUCUUUCAUCAAAGCUGACGACCCAUCAGCUUUCAUUGAUGUCGUGGAGACAUCACACAGGACGGGCAGCUGGGAAGACCUAGUGCGCUACUUGCAGAUGGCACGGAAGAAGGCAAGAGAGUCUUACAUUGAGUCUGAGUUGAUCUACGCCUACGCUAGGACCAACAGGCUUGCGGACCUCGAGGAGUUCAUCUCUGGCCCUAAUCACGCUGAUAUUCAAAAGAUCGGCGACAGAUGUUUUGAUGAUAAGAUGUAUGAACCGGCCAAACUGCUGUACAAUAAUGUUUCUAAUUUCGCACGGCUAGCAAUUACACUGGUGCAUUUGAAGGAGUACCAAGGUGCUGUUGACUCUGCUCGCAAAGCAAAUAGUACUCGCACAUGGAAAGAAGUUUGCUUCGCAUGUGUAGAGAGUGAAGAGUUUAGGCUGGCACAGAUGUGCGGUUUGCACAUUGUGGUGCACGCCGAUGAGUUGGAGGAGUUGAACAACUUCUACCAGGAGCGUGGCUACUUUGAAGAGCUUAUCAACCUGCUGGAGGCUGCCCUGGGACUUGAGCGCGCUCACAUGGGCAUGUUCACGGAACUUGCAAUCCUCUAUUCAAAGUACAAGCCGGCCAAAAUGCGCGAACAUCUGGAAUUGUUCUGGUCACGCGUCAACAUACCCAAGGUGCUGCGGGCUGCAGAGCACGCACACCUCUGGGCCGAGCUCGUCUUCCUGUAUGACAAGUAUGAGGAGUACGACAAUGCUGUUGUCGCUAUGAUGAGCCACCCGACUGAGGCGUGGCGCGAAGGCCACUUUAAGGACAUCAUCACCAAAGUUGCCAACAUUGAGCUCUACUACAAGGCAAUCCAAUUCUACGUAGACUUCAAGCCGCUGUUGCUCAACGACGUUCUUCUCGUCUUGGCGCCCCGCAUGGACCACACCCGAUCUGUCAACUAUUUCACCAAGGUUGACCACCUGCAGCUGGUGAAGCCCUACCUGCGUUCUGUGCAGAACCUGAACAACAAGGCCAUCAACGAGGCGCUCAACGGCCUGCUCAUUGACGAGGAGGACUACCUGGGCCUGCGGACGUCGAUUGAUGCGUUCGACAACUUUGAUAACAUUGCCCUUGCCCAGCAACUUGAGAAACAUGAACUCACUGAGUUCAGGCGCAUUGCCGCAUACCUUUACAAGGGCAAUAAUAGGUGGAAGCAGUCCGUUGAGCUCUGCAAAAAGGAUAGACUUUUCAAGGACGCAAUGGAAUAUGCAGCUGAGAGCAAAAACGCUGAAGUGGCCGAGGAGUUGCUCAGUUGGUUCCUAGAGAAGGGCAACCACGACUGCUUUGCCGCCUGCCUCUUCCAGUGUUACGACCUGCUCCACCCUGAUGUCAUCCUUGAGCUUGCCUGGCGACACCGAAUCAUGGACUUUGCCAUGCCCUACUUCAUCCAGGUCACCAGAGAGUACACUAGCAAGGUUGAUAAGCUUGAGGCAGCUGAGUCGCAAAGAGCUGAGGACCAUUCCACUCAGGAGAACAAGCCAAUGAUGAUUCCUGAGCCCCAACUUAUGCUAACUGCUGGCCCAGGCAUGAUGGCGCCAGGCUACUCGCCCGGCUAUGGCGCCGCCGGCUACGCUCCAAACAUGCCCUAUCAGGGUUACGGCAUGUAACGAGAGACUAGCCAAGAAGAGAAAAUUAUAUAUAGAAGAAAAAUUAACAAAUGAAGUCUUGAAGAAUUUGAGUCGGUGCGAGCCGAAUCACGUGUACAUAGGGCAAAUGGGGUGGACAACUAAUUAAGAAUUAAUUAAAUGAUCAUGAACGCUGGUAGAGCUCAUUUAAAAUAUUAUUGCUACUGAUCAGCUUCUUGUUUAUCAUAAGAGAAGAAUUGGGUUUCCUCCUUUUUUGUAAUUUUUACUUGUGAUUUUUUACUUCUUGUUUCCACCAAGUGAAGUCUCCAAAUAAAAACAGUAUGCAUGCCAAGGUAGCAAAGAAACAACCAAAAACCAUUGACCGUGUACGUGCUUUUGACUUUCAACUAGUGUGCAAUUCUCUAUCAUUCAUUCAUUCCAUAAUUAAUAUAUAAAUAUAUCUAUUAUGCUUUAUAUCUGAUAAUUAUUCUCUCAUGAUUAUAUGAAUUAAAAGUAAUUAUUGUACAUUGUGCUGGAAGGUGUCAAAAAAUGCUGAUAAUAUUUUUUUGUUUCUUCCAGAGAAAUUAUUAUGAUUGUUUCGUCACAUUGUGUGAUUCGUGCAUCCGUCGUCUUUUGCUCUGGCUUAAAACCAACAUAAUCACAUAAUUAAUGAAUUAAUUCGCCACUGCUGCAGUUGCUCUUACUGUAAUUUAUUUGUUAUCUACUGAUUUGUUUAUGUGGUUGAUGCUUUACAUGAGUAUAGUUAUUGCGAUUUAUUAUCGAUUAAUUAUUCUUCUAUUACAUGAUGAUAUAGCAACAGAACAGUGAUGCAUCCAUUAUUCGUUUGCAUGAAAUAUUUUUUGUUUACAUAACGCUCUUUUUUGUGAGAGAUGAAGAUAUAAAAAAGAAAAAUUAGUGAUGAUGAAAGCGAAGAAAUGUUAUAUGAAAGAAUCAAUUAUUAUAUUGUGAAAAUUAUUAUUGCACUGUACCGAGGUAUCAACCAGUGUCAGAAUAAAGAGAAACGUGACGCAA